Molecule: messenger RNA, 2800 nt
Organism: Bicyclus anynana (squinting bush brown)
Lineage: Eukaryota; Metazoa; Arthropoda; Insecta; Lepidoptera; Nymphalidae
Gene: fj
Product: extracellular serine/threonine protein kinase four-jointed
Exons: 2
Coding region: 256-2043 (595 amino acids)
Biological process (GO): cell-cell signaling
Source: RefSeq, a predicted model, not a curated record
UUUUACCUAACUCAGUCUUGCACUGAACGUCGUCAAAGGCGGGCGCGUUUUUGUGCUUUUUCAGGUUUCUUGCAUACUUUUCUUUACUACAAAAAAGAUCCUCAAAAAAUCUAUGUGAUUUCAUGAAUAAUUUGACUAAUAUUUUCUUGUGAGUUUUCUUGAAAACGACUUUAAAUAUUCGAAGACUUCGAGGAAUUUUGUGUUUAGUGAUACAAUAUUGAAGUGUUUUCGUGUUCUGGGAUUUGGUGGCGAUCUAUGGGAUACGAUUGCAAGCAAGAUGUCAAAAGGGGGAGAAUAAGAGUUCCUGGUAACAUGGCGACAUUCACGCAAAUUGAAGACAAAAAUGAAAUAAUCAAACAAUGUGGAAACGAUAGACUGCCUACUCUAAAUGAUAUCGAGCGAAACAGUGAAAUAGUAAAACAUAAGAAGAUAAAAAAGUCACCAGUUGAUAUGAACUGCUAUAAGCUCAAAAAACCGUACAUCCUAUACAAUAACUUUAGAUACAAAGACGAACUAUCGAGAAUUUCUACGAAAAGAGAGUAUGGCUUUUAUAGCUACUGUUUCAUUAGUGUUUGUUUAAGUUUCAUAUUAGGAUUACUUAUCGGAGUUGCAAUAGUCGGAUCUCCCGAUGCAAGGAUGAUUUCUCCUAGUUAUAAUCCUAGAAAAUUUAUGAGAAUAAACACUACUCGAGAUGGACUAUCGAGAAGUUUAAAUUCUCUGAAAUUGACUGAUAAUUUUAAGGUAGAUAAAAAUUUCAUAUUCUCUGAUAAGGAAAAGGACAUAGACAGAUUUGCAACUGUAUCAUUCACGGGUGCUAUUGAACCUCAUAAACACAAAAUGGAUGUGUACCCUAAAGGACUUACAGAUGACAUGAAAGAAAUUUUAAAAGAUAACAAAGCAUGGCGCCACAAGCAUACCAUAUUAAGUAUUGUUAACACAACAUUACACGAACCUAAUGAUGAAACUGUUUUAUUUGAUAACAUUUACUGGGGUCCAGAAGUGGAAAACUCGAUGCCUCAGGGUUAUGGAGAGAAUUCAGCUGAAAUAUGGGAAAGAUUUGUAAACCAAAGCGAAAUAAUUAAAAUGGAGACAGGCUGUGGGAGAAUGCAGAAUCGACUUGUAACUUUCAAAGAUGGAAUUCAAGCGUGUGUACGUUAUAGACAGAAUACGGAUCAAAUACAGGGAGAAAUCUUUAGUUUUUAUGUAGCAAGGCUGUUAAAUUUAACAAAUGUAGCUCCGUCAGUGGUCAAAGUAGUAGACCUAAAAGACAAAUUAUGGCAAAGUGUCACUAGUGACAUAGCGUCGGCGCAAUGGAACACAAACCGUGCCGUGGUGUUAACUCAAUAUAUUCCGAGCUUAGAAUCAGCAACUAUACCUGAAAUUUUUAAACCUUCCACUCGCCACCUGAACAAAAUGGAUGUAUUUAAAAUAUGCUUCAAAGAAAACUCCACAAGUGACACUAGUAAGCAGAUCUUAAUAGAUAAAUUGAGACUGAAGAAUGUAAAAUCGAAGAAAGAUGAAGUGGAAAAUUUUGAUUACAUAGAUGCGAAACUAAACAAGAAAACGAUAGAUUUGUUCGUAGAGCUAGCGCAAUGGUCUGACCUCAUAAUAUUUGACUAUUUGACAGCAAAUCUAGAUAGAAUUGUAAAUAAUUUAUUUAAUUAUCAAUGGAAUAUAAAUAUUAUGGAUGGUCCAGCACAUAACUUGGCUAGAAAAAUGGACAGUGGACUCUUGCUUUUUUUGGACAAUGAAUCUGGACUUUUGCACGGCUAUCGACUGUUGAAAAAAUAUAACAUGUAUCAUAGUUUGAUGCUUGACAAUUUGUGCGUGUUCAGAAAAAAGACAGUAGAUGCUUUAAAGCAUUUAUAUGAAACAUCGAUUGGUUCAAAACUCAGUGACAUAUUUCAUAAGAAAAACAAUGCUGUGAUUAGAGACAUUUUACCGCCUCUACCUGAGAAGAAUGCGAAAAUAUUACACGACAGGAUAGGAAAGGUGCUUAAUCAAAUCGAAAAGUGUGAAAAGACUUUUUUAAAUACUAGGUAGGGUUUUCAAUUAUGCUCGCACAUUUAUAUAAUUUUAAUAACUUUUUAUGAAUUUGAACUGCCCAUGUGAUUAUUGAUAUUGUAAUAAGACUUAUACGAUACCUCAAAAUAUAAUCCUUGAAUAUAUUAAACUCUUUUUUGAGUAUUUGUGUGAUCUUUGUGAAAUUAUCAAUAAAGAAUAUUAAUUAUUCUGAAAUAACCAUUUUUCAUACAAACUGCAAUGUGCGAGCAAACUUCAUGUAAAUGUUUUUAGUAUUUAAGCGUCUUUCGAUACCAAAUAACUUUAUUUAUUGUAAAAAUAAAUGUAUAAUGUGCCAGUAAUAGCUUGUGGUGAUAUUUAAAUAUGUUAAGCACUUUGUAUUAUAAGAAUUGUAAAUAAUAUAUAUACUAUGUAAUAUGUAGAACGUCUGUCGAUUUAUUAUGUCUGUAGGUCCUGAGAUGAUAAAACUUAAUACGAUUUUUUGUUCGCUGUACUGCUAAUUUCCAUAUUUAAAUUUAAAUGUAUGGAUAACUUAGUAGACAACCAAUUUACCUUAGUUUAUUUUUAAAAAUUAAAGUGCAUAUUUGACUCUCUUUCGCCCGUCAGUAAGAAUUGUAUUUCUGAUAACUUCUUGAAUGUAACUUAAUAAGAUUCCUUACUGUUUGAUAAAACUAACUUCGGUGUAUACCAUUGAUGUACAAACAUGUACAUUAAUGUAUAAUACAAACUGUUUCCAAAGUUCAUUUCUAUAAAAUCAAAGGAUACGUAUACUUACAGA